Molecule: messenger RNA, 652 nt
Organism: Leguminivora glycinivorella
Lineage: Eukaryota; Metazoa; Arthropoda; Insecta; Lepidoptera; Tortricidae
Gene: CPG23
Product: glycine-rich protein-like
Exons: 2
Coding region: 57-587 (176 amino acids)
Source: RefSeq, a predicted model, not a curated record
GACUAACAAUGGCUGGAAAACAUUCAAAUCAUCACUUUUGAAGAAACAACAACAAAAUGUUUGCUAAGAUCGCUGUGAUCGCUGCCUGCCUCUUCGGCUUCGCUCAUGCUGGAGCGCUUAGCUCCGGUAUUGGCUACGAUUCAAACCUCGGACAUGGUUCAAGUUUGGGCUAUGGCGGGUACGGCAGCUAUGGUGGUUACGGCGCUGGACUGGGUUACGGAAGUUACGCCGGCCACGGUGGUUACGGUGGACUUGGAUAUGGUGGAUACGACUUAGCGGGCCACGGUCUCGGUCACGCCACUUCCCACGUGUCUGUGGUUAAGAGUGUCGCUCCUUCGUACUCAGGCCUGGGAUACGCCGGAGUUGGGGGUUCAGCCUUAGGCUAUGCCGGCGCUCCCGUUGCUACUUCAUACGCUAACCAGUACAGCGUACAUGGCUCUCCCGCUCAUGGCUAUGCUGGUUACGGAUCCGGUUACGGUGCGGGUUACGGAUCCGGUUACGGUGCCGGUUACGGAUCCGGUCACGGUGCUGGUUAUGGCGGUUACGGUCACGGUGCCUACGGCCAUGGGGCCUAUGGUGGCUGGUAAAAGUGAUUUAUCAUUAGAUAGGACGACCUUUGUACUGAACUGAAAUAAAUUAUUUGGUUUUUAAA